Molecule: messenger RNA, 3453 nt
Organism: Lycium barbarum (goji berry)
Lineage: Eukaryota; Viridiplantae; Streptophyta; Magnoliopsida; Solanales; Solanaceae
Product: receptor protein kinase CLAVATA1
Exons: 3
Coding region: 177-3140 (987 amino acids)
Biological process (GO): protein phosphorylation
Molecular function (GO): receptor serine/threonine kinase binding; protein kinase activity; ATP binding
Source: RefSeq, a predicted model, not a curated record
UCCCUCGUAUCUCCACUUUGUUUCCACUCCAAUAGUUUAUAGUAAGUGGCAGUAAUAGAGAUUUUGAUUCUCCUUCCACUUUGGCCAAGUGCAACAGUAGUAAAAACUCAGCACUUCAAAUAGCCUAAAGCCUAUCCUAAAAUUCGUACAAACCAGACAAAGCUAACACUGCAACAAUGAAAAUUUGCACUGCUUCCUUUCUCUUUCUCCAUUUUUUCUUCUUUUUUUCUUUCACCAUUAAUGCAAACUCUGAUCUUAAUACCCUUUUGAAACUCAAAGAAUCCAUGGUUGCUCCUGGAAUUUCUGGUCUUCUUGACUGGAAUAACAAUUCCACGAAUACCCCUUUUGUUCAUUGUACUUUUUCUGGUGUUACAUGUAACAAUAAUUCUCGUGUGAUAUCUUUAAACAUCUCUAAUGUUCCUUUAUUUGGUACUAUUCCACCUGAAAUUGGUCUUUUAGACAAGCUUGAAAAUCUUAUUAUAUUUGGAGAUAAUAUAACUGGUACACUCCCUUUGGAGAUGUCACAGCUUUCUUCAGUUAAAUAUGUUAAUAUUUCUUACAACAAUUUCUCUGGACCUUUUCCUGGAGAAAUCUUGUUGGGGUUAAUACAACUUGAAUCAUUUGAUAUUUAUAACAACAAUUUCACUGGUGAGCUACCUACUGAGUUUGUAAAGUUAAAAAAGUUAGAAACUUUACAUCUUGGAGGAAACUAUUUUCAUGGGGAAAUACCAGAAGUUUAUUGUCAUAUUGAAAGUUUAAAGUGGUUGGGUUUAGAGGGAAAUUCACUUACUGGGACAAUACCAAAGAGUUUGGCUUUACUUCCAAAUCUUGAAGAACUUAGAUUGGGUUAUUUUAAUAGUUAUGAAGGGGGUAUUCCACCUGAGUUUGGUUCUAUUAGUACCCUUAAACUUCUUGAUCUUGGAAGUUGUGAACUUGAUGGUGAAAUUCCUCCAAGUCUUGGAAAUUUGAAGAAGUUGCAUACGCUGUUUCUCCAAAUGAACAGACUUACAGGUCAAAUACCUUCUGAACUAUCUGGUUUAGAGAGUUUGAUGUCGUUUGAUUUGUCGAUAAACCAACUGGCUGGAGAAAUACCUGAGAGCUUCGUGAAGUUGCAGAAUGUAACAUUAAUAAAUUUGUUCAGAAACAACUUACGUGGUCCAAUUCCCCCUUUUAUUGGUGAUCUUCCAAAUCUUGAAGUGUUACAGAUUUGGGGCAACAAUUUUACCCUCCAAUUGCCUGAAAAUCUUGGGCGUAACGGGAGGCUAUUGUAUCUUGAUGUUGCUACUAAUCAUUUUACUGGAAGAAUACCACCUGAUUUGUGUAAAGGGGGGAAGUUAAAGACUCUGAUUCUAAUGGAGAAUUACUUCUUUGGUCCACUUCCUGAACAACUUGGUGAGUGCAAAUCGCUUACUCGAAUUCGCGUUAGGAAGAACUACCUAAAUGGUACUAUUCCAGCUGGAUUUUUCAAGCUUUCUGCACUGGAUAUUCUUGAACUUGAUAAUAACUAUUUCACCGGUCAGCUGCCAACAGAGAUUAACGCGAAAAAUCUCUCGAGUCUUGUACUUUCUAACAAUUGGAUCACUGGAAAAAUUCCUCCAUCUUUCGGAAACUUGAGGAAUUUAGUGACUCUUUCACUAGAUAUGAACAGGUUAUCAGGUCAAAUUCCUCAAGAAAUCGCGAGUUUGAAGAAACUUGUGACCAUCAACUUGAGUGACAACAAUUUUACAGGUGAAAUCCCAAGUUCAAUUGCUCUAUGUUCGGAACUAACAUUGAUUGACUUGAGCAGAAACCAAUUGGUUGGUGAAGUACCGAAAGAAAUCACCAAAUUAAACAGCUUGAAUGCGCUCAACUUGUCGAGGAAUCAAUUGAAUGGCCAGAUUCCUGGGGAAAUAGGAGUGAUGAGUGGUUUAACUGUUUUGGAUCUUUCUUACAAUGAUCUUUCUGGAAGGAGACCAAUCAACGGACAGUUAAAAUUCUUCAGCGACAAGUCUUUUGUUGGAAAUCCAAAGCUCUGUUCGCCUCGCUCGAAUUUUUGUCCAUCAGCUUCCAGUUCACCACAAAAUUCCCAUAAAGGGCAUUCUGGGAAGUUCACCACUACGCAAUUGGUGAUUACAAUAAUCAUUUUAGUCACUGUUGCUUUGCUGUUAGCCGUUACUUGGUUGCUCAUCAAGAAGGAGAAGUUUAAAAAUUCAAAGCUUUGGAAGCUAACACUAUUCCAGAAACUUAAUUUUCGAGCUGAGGAUGUUUUGGAAUGUUUAAAAGAAGAGAACAUAAUUGGGAAAGGUGGGGCUGGGGUAGUGUACCGAGGGUCGAUGCCAAAUGGCAUCGAUGUUGCAAUAAAGAAACUUCUUGGUGUAGGGCGAGGAACCGGACACCAUGAUCACGGUUUCUCUGCUGAAAUCCAAACGCUUGGAAGGAUCAGGCACAGGAAUAUCGUACGAUUACUAGGAUAUGUCUCGAACAAAGACACAAAUUUGUUGUUGUACGAGUACAUGUCGAAUGGGAGCUUAGGUGAAAUGUUGCAUGGUGCAAAAGGGGCACAUUUGAGGUGGGAGACGAGGUAUCGUAUUGCUGUGGAAGCUGCGAAAGGGUUGUGUUACUUGCACCAUGAUUGUUCGCCUUCGAUCAUUCAUAGGGAUGUUAAGUCCAAUAAUAUUCUGUUGGAUUCUGAUUAUGAAGCUCAUGUUGCUGAUUUUGGCCUAGCCAAAUUCUUGCAGGAUGCUGGUGCUUCUGAGUGUAUGUCUUCUGUUGCUGGAUCAUAUGGUUACAUUGCUCCAGAGUAUGCAUACACAUUGAAAGUUGAUCAGAAAAGCGAUGUGUACAGUUUUGGAGUUGUACUAUUGGAACUAAUCACAGGUCACAAGCCAGUAGGUGAAUUCGGGGACGGUGUAGAUAUAGUACGAUGGGUGAAUAAAACAAUGUCCGAAUUAUCACAGCCGUCCGAUGCAGCUUCGGUUUUAGCAGUUGUUGAUUCAAGGCUUCAUAGUUACCCUCUUGCAAGUGUUAUCAAUUUGUUCAAGAUUGCUAUGAUGUGCGUUGAAGAAGACAGUUGUGCUAGGCCCACUAUGCGCGAAGUUGUUCACAUGCUCACAAAUCCACCUCAGUCUACUACUACUACUCCCACGCUACUCGCCCUUUGAAAUUGCGUUGAUCAGGUGUCUGGUUGAAAUCUCGUGGAGUUUGGGAAGGGAACACGAAUUGGUACAAAUACGGAUGUCUUUUUGGGUUAAGUGAAGAAAAAUUCGUGCAAGUACGGAUAUCUAUUUCGAAAUGUUUUGCUUGUGUUUUUUUUUUUUUUUUUUUUUUGGUUGAUGUUGUAGGCAAGUUGUAUAAAAGGAGCAUGAAAAAGAAAAGAAAAGAACUCCUUUAAUUUCUAACUGUGUGUAUGGAGGUUGAAACUGUGGUCUUUAGGAAAUAAAUUUCAAGGUCGCACUUAGUCGAUACUUUGUUCUA